Diuraphis noxia (Russian wheat aphid) is the source of this 1058-nucleotide messenger RNA. RefSeq names its product COUP transcription factor 2 (gene svp). Gene Ontology annotation, biological process: regulation of DNA-templated transcription. Gene Ontology annotation, molecular function: sequence-specific DNA binding; DNA-binding transcription factor activity; zinc ion binding. Lineage: Eukaryota; Metazoa; Arthropoda; Insecta; Hemiptera; Aphididae. The record is from RefSeq and is a predicted model, not a curated record.
AUGGACGCGUGCGGGUUGUCGGACGUGGCGCACAUCGAGUCGCUACAGGAAAAAUCUCAGUGCGCCCUGGAAGAGUAUUGUCGGACACAGUACCCGAAUCAGCCGAUCCGGUUCGGCAAGCUGCUGCUCAGGCUGCCGUCACUGCGCACGGUCAGCUCGCAGGUCAUCGAACAGCUCUUCUUCGUCCGGCUGGUGGGCAAGACGCCCAUCGAGACGCUCAUCCGGGACAUGCUGCUUAGCGGCAGCAGCUUCAGCUGGCCGUACAUAAACUCCAUGUGACACUCCGUCUGGAGGCAGAUGACGGGCACGCCAGCCCCGUUGUGAUGCCGCGCCGCCGCUUAGUCUACAUAUUAUUAUACACUCCGCCGGUCGUUGUCGCGCGUCGCGAGGUAAACAUAUUCAUCGGUAUUGGGCGCGAUGCGAUGUCUGCCCACAUAAUAUUAUGCUGUUGGAAUAUUUCAACGCGGACGCCGUGCCAUCGCCGCCGGGUACUGGACGUGCCGUCACCUUUUCCACGCGCCGAGAGCAAACCACCGCAUCACCAACGCCGCCGUAUCACCUGCACCGAUCGUAUAUUAUAAUAUUAUAAUUAUUAUUAUUAACUGUGCGUUUUAUUAUUAUUGUAUCUUUAUUUUGUUUGUUUUUAUUGUUUAUUAUUAUUAUUAUUAUUAUUAUUUUUUUUUUUUAAUGUCCAAAAAAUUAGGCCCUAUAAGCGCGUUUUAGUCUACAAGCCACUUAGACGACUGGGAGAGUUGCAAUAUUUAUUACGAUUUUAUGCCGUAUAAAACAUUUCUUUAAUCGGGUCGAGCUUGAUGAAAAAUUCCAUCGAUGUACAUCAAACAAUUUUAAUUUCAUUAUAACCAUUAUCUACCCAUUAUUUUUACUAUAGACAAACUUGCAGCGACUGUAAAUACCUAUAUAUAUGGAUAUAUAUAUAUAUAUAUAUAUAUAUACAAAUGGCAUGUACAAAUGUUUGUGGGUAAUGUUAUAUACAUAUUAUACCAACCAAAAAAAUAUAUUUAAAUAAAUAAAUAAUAAACACCAUGCCUAAAAAGCAC